AUGCCUUACAACUCGGAGCGACGCGAGCUCUUACGCGACCUGGACACAGCCUGCGCCCUCAGUAUCGUAGGCGACGACGCCGAAGAGAGAGAUAUGCUGUGGACGACAUAUCUAUCCGUCGCUACAAGCAGGUAUCUCUACGAUCGUAUAGGAGCCCCACACCGAGACGACAAGUUUGAUGAGCUUUUGGCACUCCCAGAGAACGAGUUCCGGCAGGUUACGCGGGUUUCCAAGUCUUCGUUUGCUGCUCUACACGACUAUAUCGGAGGGAACACUGUGUUUAAUUCCGGUGGCACCGAUGCGCCGCACAAACAACGGCCAGCGAGUGUACAGAUUGCCGUUGCACUCGCCCGGCUCGGAGCAAAUGGAAAUGCUGCUUGUGUUGGAGAAUUUCACCGGCGGUUCAAUAUAGCUGCUGGGUCGGUGGUAGCGUAUACGAAGCGAGUCGUUGUAGCUCUCAAGGCAGUGCGUGCGCAAUGGAUUGCGUGGCCGUCACGAGCCAGACGACGGGAGGUUGCGAGCGUUAUGGCAUCAGAGGGUUUCCCUGGAUGCGUUGGCUUUAUUGAUGGCACUACACUGCCCCUCUCACAACGCCCAGCACUAGAUGGAAGCAGUUACUGGGAUAGAAAGAAAAGGUUGUGUGUGACAGCGAUAAGAGAAUUAUUGCGGUACAUUGCGGCUGUCCUGGGUCAUGCGCUGAUUCGAAUGUGUUUAAGCGGAUGA
Molecule: messenger RNA, 723 nt
Organism: Phytophthora nicotianae INRA-310
Lineage: Eukaryota; Oomycota; Peronosporomycetes; Peronosporales; Peronosporaceae
Exons: 2
Coding region: 1-723 (240 amino acids)
Source: RefSeq, a predicted model, not a curated record